Polistes dominula (European paper wasp) is the source of this 1405-nucleotide messenger RNA. It is a transcript of the gene U3-55K, whose product is annotated as U3 small nuclear riboprotein factor 55K. Gene Ontology annotation, molecular function: protein binding; U3 snoRNA binding. Gene Ontology annotation, cellular component: small-subunit processome. Lineage: Eukaryota; Metazoa; Arthropoda; Insecta; Hymenoptera; Vespidae. The record is from RefSeq and is a predicted model, not a curated record.
AUGUCAUUUUUUAUUAGAAACAAUCACGCCAAGGGUGGAGUUAAAAGAAAAUACAAUGGACGUUUUGAAAAUAAAAAUAAAAAUAAAAGUUUAUCUGCUUUCAAAGAGAAAAAAAAUGUAAAAAAAUCUAUACCUGACAAUGAAAGUAUACCAAGUGAUGACGAAGAACUUGCAGAAGAGAAUCAAAAUGAAGAAUUUCCAGAAUUCGAAAGUGAGUCAGAAAGUGAAGAAACCGCACAAGAAAAACGUAUUAGAUUGGCUAAAACCUAUCUUAAACACAUUGAGGAAGAAGAGAAAGAUAGAGCAGAGUUUGAGGAAGGAGCGGUUGAGAAAAGAUUAAAGGAUGAAUAUUUGGAAGAAAAGGGAUAUCUCAGAAAAACAGUAGCUGAACAUUAUGUUGGUCAUCAAGAUCCUAUAAUAUUGAAGUGUAAAGAUCACAGAGAUUCUAUUACUUGUUUAUGUCUUUAUAGUAAAGGGAACAUUUUAUAUUCGGGUUCUAAAGAUGGUAGUUUAAUUAAAUGGUCAUUAAAGGAAAGAACUAAAUUAAAAAUUAUAAAAGGAAAAAAUAAAGGGCAGGAAGGAAUGAAAUCGGUUAACUGUAUAGCAAUUAGUACAGAUGGAAAAUUUUUGGUUGCAGGAGACGGUGGCUGUAAAGAAAUCAAAGUAUUUUCUGGAGAAAGUUUAAAUUUUCUCAAAAAUUUACAAGGCCAUAGAGAUAUAGUAACUGGUCUAGUGUUUCGAAAAGACACACACACACUUUAUUCUGCAUCUGAUGAUAGAAGUGUAAAAGUUUGGAAUUUGGACGAUAUGGCGUAUGUUGAAUCAUUAUUUGGACAUCAAAGUGGUAUCACAUCGAUUGACGCUUUGUCAAGAGAACGUGCCAUAACUAGUGGCGGAUUUGAUGGAACAAUUAGAGUAUGGAAAAUUGUUGAAGAAUCCCAGUUAAUUUUUAACGGCGAUAGUAGCAGCAUAGGUAUAGUUAAACUUAUCAAUGAAGAGAACUUUUUCAGUGGCAGUGAUGAUGGCUCACUUUGCAUAUGGGGUUCUCAUAAAAAGAAACCUUUAUGCUCUAUACCAGAAGCACAUGGAAAAGACGACAGUAAUGAUGAACCUAAUUGGAUAACAAGUAUAGCAACGUUUUUGAAUACUGAUUUAGUUGCAUCUGGUUCUAAAAACGGUGAGAUCAAGUUGUGGCGAUGUGGUGAUUCGUUUAAAUCGCUGCAUCCAUUGUUUACAAUUAAAUUAGUAGGAUUCAUAAAUUCUCUAUUAUUUACAUCAGAUGGCAAUAAUCUAAUUGCUGGUGUCGGUAAAGAACAUAGACUUGGUAGAUGGUGGCAUAUAUCAGAAGCUAAGAAUUGUAUUGUUAUUAUACCAUUAGAACAAAAUAAAACAAGUAAAUAAUUAA